AUGUCUCUUUACCUCUGUGUCGACUGUGGUGGCUCUAAAACUUCCGCCGUUGUAUCCGAUAUUUCUGGCAAUAUCGUCGGCAGAGCCUCAGGUGGACCAUCCAACAUCGCGUAUCUGACCAUCGAUUCGUUCAUCGAAACAAUUCGAGCAACAGUUGGAGAUGCACUGAAAACUUGCACAUCCCCUGCGUCAGUUGAUACAGUUGCCCUGCCUCCCCCAGCAGGACUCGAGUUUGUUGCAGUUUGGUUUGGCAUCUCAGGCGCAGAUUCACCCUCAAUCAUCGAGUCUGUGGUGAACCCACUCUCUACGCUACUUGGCGUUCCAAAAGGACCCAGACUUUCAGUAGCCAACGAUGCUCAUCUGCUCGCUGCUCCUAUACGAAUGCACGAAGAUGUUAUCUCUGCCGUUACUGUUAUAGGAGGUACUGGAUCCAUUGUGGUUUCAUUCAAGGAGAAGGAAGAUGGAGAACUAGAGGAGCUAGGUCGUGUAGGCGGGUGGGGAUGGAUUUUAGGCGAUGAAGGUGGUGGGUACAGUAUCGGAAGGGAAGCUGUUCGUCAGGUUCUGAUAGAGCAAGACAAACAUUCCGUCAUGAAAUCGCCCCCUCCUGAAGGACCGCUCAGGACUUUGCUGAAAAAUUACUUUGGGAUCAAAGACGUUAUGGAGGUGUUGACUGAGGUCUAUGUACCCGACCCGAUACCUUCCACCGUCGUAAACUCAGAUCGCGGUGCACAUAAGUACAUGUCUCGUGAGAAGCGUCUGUCCUCGCUCUCUCCGUCAGUUUUCGCCGCUGCAUUCGAGGACAAAGACCCGCUGGCAUUGAAGGUCUUGUGUAUCUGUGCAAAGGAUCUCGCGGAACAGAUUAGCAUUGUCGUAGGAGAUGCUAGUGAAGAGGCUCCGCGACUGGUGAAGGCUUCCGAGAGUGUUAUUUGUUUUGGUGGAUCAGUGGUGGGGCUAGAAGUAUACCGCAAUAUGGUAUUGGACGAGCUGGUAGCGAAAGGACAUGUAUUCAAACACGUUGAGUUCGUGGAUGAUUGUGCGGCUGUUGGGGCUGCUGGGCUCCGAUUGAAGUUUAAGGACUAG
This is a messenger RNA of Lentinula edodes (shiitake mushroom), 1080 nucleotides long. RefSeq lists its product as uncharacterized. The record is from RefSeq and is a predicted model, not a curated record. The transcript has a single exon. Lineage: Eukaryota; Fungi; Basidiomycota; Agaricomycetes; Agaricales; Omphalotaceae. Bases 1 to 1080 code for a protein of 359 amino acids.